AUACAUCAUUUUGUGACAAGAUAACAGUUGCCGAUAAUUUAAGAAACAAUAUCGUUUCAUAACCAAAAUAUAAAUAGCGUUGGAAUCCUACUCCGAACUGAAAACUUAUUAAGUGAUCCUAUAUUUAAACUGGAAGAGCCGAAAAUGAUAAUCCAAACGUUAAUUUUCUUGGGUGCUAUGGCCCACGUGCAAGGAGCGUUUGUGGAUCCGGGAGUAGUAUUUGAAACCUGGAGAGGAUGGGGCACUUCUCUAGCCUGGUUUGGCGACGUAUUGGGAGGAUUUGAUCAGGGCGUCCAGGAUGAGAUCAUCAACGCCUUGUUUUCUCCAGCUCAAUUAAAUCUCAAUAUUUUGCGGUACACUAUUGGUGGGACGACUCCUGGGGAACUUGUGUGUGGCGAAUUCCGUCCUGGUGGGGGUACUGAAUCAUUCAAAGAUGGUCCCGAUUUACCAUUCAAUUGGAACCGUGAUCCUCGUGCUCGGAAGGUGCUUCAAGCAGCAAAAGCAAUGGGCGUGGACACUUUUGAAGCUUUUUCCAAUUCACCUCCUCAGUGGAUGACGAUAUCCGGAUGUUCCAAGGGUAACUCGGCUGGAGGUUCGCUUCAUGCAAAUUUUGACCCUGUGAAUGCUUCUCAAUUCUCCGACUACUUGACGGAGAUCGUAAACCAUUUUCACACCGAGUGGAACCUUACCUUCACCAGCCUUGCCCCCUUUAACGAGCCUUCCUCCGGCUACUGGAACGGAGCGUCAAGUGCUCAGGAAGGGUGCUGUAUGGAGAGAUCAACCAUGAUGGCAGUCAUUCAGGCCCUCCAUUCAUCCAUUGGGGAAAAAGGCAUGAAUUAUGUCAGCAUUUCGGUUGGGGAUGAAACUGAGAUAAAUCAAGAGCUGUUGACUCAAGAAACCUUCACCGAAUCAGGAAUCGCCAACUUGUACACGAAAGUCAAUACGCACGGGUACUCGGACAAUGGGAGGGAAAACAGGGCUCCUUUGUACACGCUUUCUAAGAAGAAUGGGCACGCUCUCUGGAUGGACGAAGUGGGAUGGCAGGCUUCGCCACAAGGAGACAUGACUCAAGGGAUCGCUUUGGCGGAGAGGGUAGUCUACGAUAUUAGAAAUAUGAACCCAGAAGCGUGGGUUUACUGGCAAGUAAUGGAAGACCAGCAACCGUGGGCGUGGGGGCUGCUUGACAUUCCUUAUACUGACCCAUCCAUAGACGCAAUUCGAUAUAAUUCUGGAUAUCACAGUUUUAAGCAGUUCACCAAAUAUAUCAAGAAAGGUUAUAAAAUAGUACACGUGAGCGAUUCAAACUCAAUAGCUGCGUAUGACGAAAGUUCCAACAUUCUGGUCAUUGUCACGGUCAACAUACAAGGAAUAGUUCGAGCUGUAAAUUAUGAUCUGAGAUUAGUAGCUUCAAGUUCCACUCCAACCGUCACGGCCACUCGAACUUCAGCAACGGAAGAAAAUGCGGAUUUGGGAGAGGUCCCCUUGAACGGAGAGUUUGAAGUGAUUUACAACGCACCUCCCACCUCGAUUACCACGUUCCUGGUAAUGAACGCCGUUUUGUCCGAUACCUUGGAAAACCUGCUGGUCAACGGGGAUUUCGAAUCUGUCGGUCGAGAAGGUUGGUCGCUCCUCUACGGAGAUCGGGACGACGGUGCCAUAAAUGGAAACUACGUUUAUACCGGAAGUCUGAGUGGAUAUCUUGACUUUGCCCCAUCCGAGUUGUCCCUAAUCCAAAAUGUGACGGUGCCAGAGAGUCGAACAUACUACCUGAGUGCUCGGGUGGCUACGUCAUCUUUACGAGCCGUGUUUGGCAUCCUCAUUAAUGGGGAGCAAGGUCGAGAGCUGGGUGUCGGGGUGUCACGAGGGUAUGAACCCUACGGAAUUUCAUUCUACGCAGCUGCUCAGGAUGUGAUUAGCGUUUAUGUCUAUGGACCAAGGGGAGCAAGCAAUGCACAGAUUGACAACGUUGUCCUUCACUGACGAAAUAUUAGGGCGGAGAUGUUAACAUGUUUAUAGUUAUCAACGUACUCUAGUAUCAUUUCAGUUGUGAAUGCAAGUUAAAGUAAGUAUUACUUAUUAGAAUUUUGCAAUGAGGACUUGGUACGGCUACGGCAUUACACAUAUAAUUUAUAGGCCCUCAAAUAGAUAUAGUUGCGUUGUGCUACAUUUGUAUAAAAAUUGUAAUUCAGAUUAAUCCUUUUCGCGAGAUCUUGUAUUUUCUGAACACGCCAGAUACAAGACUUUAGCAAGAUUGAGUAAUUAGUGACAUGAUCAUAACCACAUGAAAUAGUGUUUGCACGUAGACUUUAUUACGUUACAUCUCUUUUAAUGUGACAAGCACAAAUGCUACAAAUGCAAUAUUAUUGCUGUUUAAUAAUGGGUUGGAUUGUGGUGAUAGUAAUAAAAGCGAACAAUUUCAAUUUACUUGAACAGCUCGCCAACCAAACAUGCA
Molecule: messenger RNA, 2452 nt
Organism: Folsomia candida
Lineage: Eukaryota; Metazoa; Arthropoda; Collembola; Entomobryomorpha; Isotomidae
Product: endo-beta-1,6-galactanase
Exons: 8
Coding region: 145-1980 (611 amino acids)
Molecular function (GO): hydrolase activity, hydrolyzing O-glycosyl compounds
Source: RefSeq, a predicted model, not a curated record